AUGGACGAGGUUUCCUCUGAUCAAACCAUUUCCAUUAAACUGGAAGUCAUGAUUAACAUGUUCAAGAUCAUCGACAACAGAUUCGUCAACCUCUGGAAUCGAGUGCCUAACACACAUGCAAGCGCUGCAUGGAUUACGCAAGUCCAAGUCCAGCUGCUAGAGGCCGUCCCCGCAUAUUUCGAGUGCACAGAGGCCCAAGAAGUUCAAAUCCGCAUUACACAACAAUGGCUUCGAUCGCAAGCCUGGCAAUUGAGCAACGACCAGAUCCUUGUUAGCAGCGUGUCUGACCACGUUAUCUUCAAAUCCCAACAUCUGAUUGAGACCCCCCUGGACCUUCUCACUAUUGUACCUCAGUAUCUCGAACAAGCCAAGCUGGUCCACGAGGUAGAACUGGUUAGUA
Messenger RNA from Alternaria postmessia, 400 nucleotides. RefSeq lists its product as uncharacterized. The transcript has a single exon. NCBI's taxonomy places the organism in Eukaryota, Fungi, Ascomycota, Dothideomycetes, Pleosporales, Pleosporaceae. The annotation marks the transcript as partial. The record is from RefSeq and is a predicted model, not a curated record.